This is a messenger RNA of Tachyglossus aculeatus (Australian echidna), 4180 nucleotides long. RefSeq names its product OCRL inositol polyphosphate-5-phosphatase (gene OCRL). Gene Ontology annotation, molecular function: inositol phosphate phosphatase activity; phosphatidylinositol-4,5-bisphosphate 5-phosphatase activity. The record is from RefSeq and is a predicted model, not a curated record. The transcript is spliced from 24 exons. Bases 45 to 2756 code for a protein of 903 amino acids. Lineage: Eukaryota; Metazoa; Chordata; Mammalia; Monotremata; Tachyglossidae. Gene Ontology annotation, biological process: signal transduction; phosphatidylinositol dephosphorylation. Gene Ontology annotation, cellular component: cytoplasm; membrane.
CCCGGUCCGGUCCGGUCCGGUUGGGCCCGAUUCGGCCCGUCGCCAUGGAGCCGCCGCCCGGAGCGCAGCGCCUUGCCGCGGUGGAGGGUCUGGAGGUGAAGGGGCCCGUCCGGGAGCCCCGCGCCCUCCUCCUCGCCCGCAGGAGCGGACACCACCUGUUGAUUAUCCAGUCACGUGAGAAGGAAAUGCCUGCUCAAGAUAUCAUUCCUAUCAACAGCCGUUUCAGAUGUGUGCAAGAAGCUGAAGAAACUCUGCUGAUUGACAUAGCCUCAAACACUGGCUGCAAGAUCCGGGUUCAAGGGGACUUCACGGGAGAGCGCCUCUUUGAAAUCCCUGAUGAAGAGCGCUGCUUGCGGUUUCUCGCUGAUGUCCUCGCUGCUCAGGAAGCUCAGCUAAAACCUACAAUUCCUGAACCCAAGGACUCCUCCAGCUGGUACCAGAAAUUACCCCCUGUGGACAAACCUCUGAAUGAGUCGACUGCUCCAGGAAUCCUUGGCUUUGAGGAUAAUUUUACGUCUCUGAGUUUGGAGAAGAAACGAAACCUACAGAAUCAGCAGAUGGGGACUCAUCGGGAGCCCCCACCCCCUCCUCCUGCAGGAAACAGAGUGCUUCCACGGGAAAGAGAAGCCGCAAGCAAAGAGCAGCCUAAAGUGACCAACACCAUGCGGAAGCUCUUUGUUCCAAAUACCCACUCUGGACAGCGAGAGGGUCUCAUCAAGCACAUCCUGGCAAAGAGAGAGAAGGAAUAUGUCAACAUUCAGAAUUUCAGGUUCUUUAUUGGAACAUGGAAUGUGAAUGGACAGUCACCCGACAGUGGACUGGAACCAUGGUUAAAGUGUGAUCUAGACCCUCCUGAUAUCUACUGCAUCGGGUUUCAGGAGUUGGACCUAAGCACGGAAGCCUUUUUCUACUUCGAGUCAAUGAAGGAGCAGGAGUGGCUGAUGGCUGUGGAGAAGGGCUUACACCCCAGAGCUAAGUAUAAGAAAGUCCAUCUGGUCCGCCUGGUUGGAAUGAUGCUGUUAGUGUUUGCCAGGAAGGACCAACUGAGUUACAUCCGGGAUAUUGCGGCCGAAACGGUUGGAACAGGAAUCAUGGGGAAGAUGGGCAACAAAGGGGGUGUUGCAGUAAGGUUCGUGUUCCACAACACCACGUUCUGCAUCGUCAAUUCCCACUUGGCUGCCCACGUGGAGGACUUCGAGCGACGGAAUCAGGAUUACAAGGACAUCUGUGCACGCAUGAGUUUCUUGGUUCCAGACCAGAGCCUGCCCCAGAUAAACAUCAUGAAGCAUGACGUUGUGAUUUGGUUGGGAGACUUAAACUACAGGCUCUGCAUCCUCGAUGCCAACGAGGUAAAAAGUCUGAUUAGUAGGAACGACAUUCAGAAACUGUUAACGCUUGAUCAGUUGAAUAUUCAGCGAUCACACAAGAAAGCUUUUGCUGACUUCAUUGAAGGUGAUAUUAAAUUCAUCCCUACUUACAAAUUCGACUCUAAAACAGACAACUGGGAUUCCAGUGGGAAAUGCCGAGUUCCAGCCUGGUGUGACAGAAUCCUUUGGCGCGGGACAAACAUUCAGCAGCUCAAUUACCGGAGCCACAUGGAACUGAAAACCAGUGACCACAAGCCUGUCAGCUCACUGUUUCUUAUUGGGGUGAAGGUUGUGGAUGACCGGAGGUACCGGAAGGUGUUUGAGGACAUUGUUCGCAUCAUGGACCGAAUGGAGAAUGAUUUCCUUCCUUCAUUAGAGCUCAGUCGGCGGGAGUUUGUUUUUGAAAAGGUGAAGUUUCGACAGCUGCAAAAAGAAAAGUUCCAGAUCACAAACAACGGCCAGGUCCCUUGCCAUUUCUCUUUCAUCCCUAAGCUCAACGACAGCCAGUACUGCAAGCCGUGGCUUCGUGCUGAACCUUGUGAGGGCUACCUAGAGCCAAAUGAGACCAUGGACAUUUCCCUGGAUGUGUAUGUCAGCAAAGACUCUGUGACAAUCCUGAACUCAGGGGAAGACAGCAUUGAAGAUAUCCUUGUCCUUCACCUGGAUAGAGGCAAAGAUUAUUUCUUGACCAUCAGUGGGAAUUACCUGCCCAGCUGUUUUGGUACCUCCCUGGAAGCCUUGUGUCGAAUGAGAAGGCCGAUCCGAGAUAUUCCCGUCACUAAACUCAUAGACUUGGGAGAAGACAGCUUCCUAGAAAAGGAGAAAUCUCUCCAGGAGAUGUUCCCUUUAGAAAACGACGACAUCAGUGAGCGACCCCUUCAAAUUCCCAAGGAGAUCUGGUUCUUAGUGGAUCACUUAUUUAAGAAUGCCUGUCACCAGGAGGAUCUAUUCCAGACGCCUGGAAUGCAGGAGGAGUUGCAGCAAAUCAUCGAUUGCCUAGAUACCAGUAUUCCUGAAACAAUUCCUGGCAGUAACCACUCAGUGGCCGAAGCACUUCUCAUUUUCCUGGAAGCCCUGCCGGAGCCAGUCAUCUGUUACGAGCUCUAUCAGCGGUGUCUGGAUUACGCUCAUGACACUCGGGUCUGCCAACAAGUGAUUUCUCAACUUCCUCGUUGCCACAGAAAUGUUUUCCGAUACUUGAUGGCUUUUCUCCGAGAACUCUUAAAAUAUUCUGAAGACAACAACGUCAGCAUAAAUAUGAUUGCCACUCUCUUCACCAGCCUUCUGCUACGGCCCCCACCCAACCUGGUCAUGAGACAGACUCAAAGUGACCGCCAACGGGCUAUCCAGUUUAUUAUGGGCUUCCUGCUCGGGGGCGAUGAAGAGUAAUGCUUUUCCUCUUGCAGCACUUGAAGAUUUCGAAGUGGAAGAUCUUAGAUUGCAAGUAUUCAGAACCAUUAAGGGGCUCUGUCAGAGAACGGGUCUGGACGAGAGUUUCUUGGCCGAAGCCUCUUGCUACUGAGAAUGUGCCAUGUUUACAGAGCAAAAGGGAGGGAGGCCUGGACACCAAAACUCUCUUGUUUGCUGUCCAUACGCUUCCUCCUCAAAGGGCAGUGAGAGCCAUCCUCAAGCUGAGUUGUCUUAAGAACCUACUUGCUCUCAUCCCAUCCGAGUGCUGUAACUAGGUCUGGGGUCUAGGUUGAGGAUGUCCACUUCUUAGCUAGCGAACACUACUUGCUUUAGAUCAGACUUUACCCGUAGUCGUUCAUCUGAAGCAACUUCCCCCACCUCACUCCACUUCCUUUGCACUCUAAGCCCACCAGUAGUAUUACUCUGGGGACGCUGCUUGACCCUAGGGUUGGGUGACUUGGAUUACGUCUUGGGUGACUCGGUUGUUCCACUGCCAUCAUGUGAGUAUCGCGUGCAUAUUUGCACUUGUAAUAUAUAACAGUGUUCGCGUAAACUUGCCGUCAUUGUCUGUAGAACCAUUCACAUGCACAUGCUGUGUAGAACCCCCUUCUGGCAACCUUUAUGGUAGGGACUACUGGGUAAUGGACUCAGUUUGGUGACCCACUGGUUUUUUCAAGAGUCCCAAUCAGAAUCAGGGGGUUGGGGGGUAUUUUAAGAAUUGUACGUUUAACAAGGAUGGUAGCUCAUCCCUUUUUAUGUGUCAUGUGCCAUGAAGGCUAGUCCUGGCUUUCAAGCAGAUCUAAACCCAUAGAUUUAGUCCUAGUCCUCCUCCUCCGCCUCCUCUUCCAAGAUCAGGUGUGGUACCACUGCAGAAGCGACUAUAAACCCAAGCUAGUGCCAUGCACGUCGGCCACCCGACCAUUAUUGAGCCAGCGGAGAUACCUCCCGAAUCCACCACAGCCACCGUGGUCCCCUUCAGGCGAGAGGGGACUGUGCUAACCUAACUCCUGGGGCAGCAGCUAUGUGCUCCGUUCAACUGCCGGCUCUAGCAGGGGUUGGGACUCCUCACCUCCCUUCGCAGCAGAGGAGUCCGUAGUUGCCUCCUGGAGUUGUGUGGAGUUGUGCCAGGAUGCUAACUGGUCCAUUGAGGUGACAUCCUGUUGUCGUCAUUUCCCCACAUACUCCUAGAGCAGAGCCUUUUUGUCUUUAAUGGCAACAUGAGAAUUUCACAGACUUGCCACAGAGGACAGUGUGAUCAGGAUAAUACUUUCUCCUUCAUAUCUGAAAGCUCUCUGAAGUGUUGAUUUUUAAUGCUGCAUCUCUGCCUCAGCAGGCCGUGUGUGUGUGUCUCCCUCUCUCCCCUCCUCUCCCCUCCUCUCCCCUCCUCUCCCCUCCUCUCCCCU